This is a messenger RNA of Etheostoma cragini (Arkansas darter), 1696 nucleotides long. RefSeq names its product ring finger protein 14 (gene rnf14). Gene Ontology annotation, biological process: positive regulation of proteasomal ubiquitin-dependent protein catabolic process; protein polyubiquitination; ubiquitin-dependent protein catabolic process. The transcript has 9 exons. Gene Ontology annotation, molecular function: ubiquitin conjugating enzyme binding; zinc ion binding; ubiquitin protein ligase activity. The record is from RefSeq and is a predicted model, not a curated record. Lineage: Eukaryota; Metazoa; Chordata; Actinopteri; Perciformes; Percidae. Gene Ontology annotation, cellular component: cytoplasm; ubiquitin ligase complex. The coding region runs from base 142 to 1593 and encodes 483 amino acids.
ACACUAAGCAUCCUGCGAGAGGCGCUGCCACAGCCACACUGCCACCAGUCAUGAACCAGUCAAUGGGCAGGAGUCCGUUCUCUUAGCUAGCUAAUACAUCCAUGCAGGAACCACUAGUAUUUGGUUGGACAAGGAAUGUAAAUGUCUGAGGACAAGGAAGCCCAGGAGGAUGAGCUGCUUGCUUUAGCAAGUAUCUAUGAUGAGGAGGAGUUCCACCAGGCGGAGUCGGCACAGGGGGGAGAGAUCCAACUCUGUCUGGAGCUCCCUCCUGAUUUUAAAGUUGUUGUCAAAGGAGAGAAGCAUACAGGAUAUAAUGUUAGCUUUUUACCUCCUUUAGCGCUCAACUUUGAGCUUCCUGCAGACUAUCCAUCCACAUCCUCACCAGUUUUCACUCUCAGCUCGAAAUGGAUGACCGUUGCACAGAUGAGCUCUCUGUGCAGACGCCUGGAUGAGCUGUGGGAGGAGAACCAGGGCUGUGUGAUUCUUUUCACAUGGAUCCAGUUCCUCAAAGAGGAGGUUUUGGACUUUCUUGGCAUCCAGUCCCCUCUUGAAGUCAUAAGGGGAGGAAGUAAGGCAGUUGCUGAGCGCAGGAAAACUGACCCAGUAGCCAAAGCUCUGACACAGUGUGGGAGUCAUUCUGAAAAUGCUGAGGAAAAGACACUAGAAGUGAAGAAGGAAAAGUCUGAGCCCCAGUUGUCAUUGCCUUCUCAACUGGACCACCGGGCUGUUUUGUUGAUGGACCCGCGUGCCGACCUCCUACCUCAGCUCCUGGACUUUGACGAGGAGCAGCGCCAGAGGGUGUUUGACAGCAAGGUGUUCGGCUGUGGGAUCUGCUUUGUGGAGAAGCUGGGCUCCAUCUGCCUCUGCUUUAAGGAGUGCCAGCAUGUCUACUGCAAGGCCUGCAUGACCGAAUACUUCCAGAUCCAAAUACGAGACGGCAACGUUCAGUGCCUUAAUUGCCCUGAGCCCAAAUGUACCUCCUUAGCCACACCGUCACAGGUCAAGCAGCUGGUGGAUGAGGAGCUGUUUGCCCGUUAUGACCGUUUGCUGCUUCAGUCCAGUCUGGACCUCAUGGCCGACGUGGUCUACUGUCCCCGCCAGUCUUGCGGCACCCCUGUUAUGGUGGAGCCAGACACUACCAUGGGGAUUUGCUCGGCCUGCCAGUAUGCCUUUUGCACACUGUGCAAGCUGGGCUAUCAUGGUCUCUCCCACUGUAAAAUCCCUGCAGAUGAAUUGCGCAACCUCAGAGAUGAGUACCUAUCUGCCUCAGCUGCGGGGAAAAAGUUCAUGGAGCAGCGCUUUGGGAAGAGAGUUAUCCAGAAAGCAGUGGAAGAGUCCUUUAGCAGAGACUGGUUAAAUGAGAACUGCAAAUCCUGCCCACGCUGUGGAACCAAUAUACAGAAAGUGGAUGGCUGUAAUAAGAUGACCUGUACCUCAUGUAGACAAUACUUCUGUUGGCUGUGCCUGGGUCUCCUCAGCAAAGUCAACCCGUACAGUCACUUCAACAACCCACAUUCACCAUGUUACAACCAACUCUUCCAAGGUGUGGAUCUUGACGAAGAAGAUGCCUUCUGGAGUGAUGAGGAGGACUGACAACCUGUGCAGUACCUAAUUUCUGUAUGCUCCAUUUGAAAGCACUUUAUCUCACAUAACCAUCACUUCACCUGUGGCACUUACUAUGCCUGCAUCAGCACAA